AAAUUAAUCUUCCCUCCACCAGACUGUUCGUCCCCUCUCUCUUUUACUGCCUUCCAAAGCCCAAAGCUGAAAGCCGAAAGCCAAAAGCGGAAAGCUUACCUUCGCAAACCUCACACCUUCUCCUUCCAAACCAUCUUACCACCUCUCUCUCCAGCUCUCAAAACCCUAAGUUUCCUGCGAAAUGGCUGCCGAGUUCACCAGUUGCGUCGAGUACGGCCUCGGCCUCUCCAAGCGGGUUUUCUACGGCAAGGAGUCGGUCCCCAAUCCGUCGGAGAUGAAGAGGUCAUCGAAGUCUUAUUUUCCGGAGUCUCCGAUGGUGUACGCGGUGGUUUCCGACCCGGAAAUCGUCGAUAAUCCGGACAUUCCGAGCUACCAGCCGUACGUCCACGGCCUGUGUCAACCGCCCGCGUUGAUACCUCUGCAUAUGCACGAGAUAGGUAUGGAGAUCGAGGUUUAUCUGGACACUGCGUUUGUUACCGUGAGCGGCACGUGGCGCGUUCAUUGUGUUUCCGCCGCGAAAAGGUGCGAGUGUCGCUUGGCCGUGCCGAUGGGCGAGCAGGGUUCACUUCUAGGUGUUGAGGCUGAAGCCGCCGGAAGAUCAUAUCGGACUCAGCUGAUCGCGGCGGAGGACCCAAGAAAUGUGGAGAAAGUAGGCCAAGAGGGUUACUUUCUGAAACGCCAGGCAUACACUUUGAAAGUCCCACAGGUUGAUGGAGGCUCAUUACUUUCCUUCAAGAUCAGAUGGUCUCAGAAAUUGUUGUAUCAUGAUGGCCAGUUCUCCCUCAGUGUACCUUUUCGUUUUCCGGCAUAUGUCAAUCCCGUUGGGAGGAAAAUUUCAAAGCGGGAAAAGAUUUUGUUGAAUGUGAAUGUCGGUACUGACAUAGACGUUUCAUGUAAAAGUACCAGCCACCCUCUUAAGGAAGUGAGGCGCCAAAGCGGUAGAUUGAGUUUUUCAUAUGAAGCAGAUGUACAAUCAUGGUCAAAUGCGGCCUUUAGUUUUUCAUACACUGUUCAUACAAAUGACUUGUAUGGUGGUGUGUUCUUGCAAUCUCCAACGCUUCGUGAUUUUGAUGAUAGGGAGAUGUUCUACUUCUAUCUGAUGCCCGGGAAUACCCAGAUUAGAAGGGUUUUUAAAAGGCAAGUUAUAUUCAUUGUUGAUAUGAGUGGAAGCAUGCUGGGAGACCCUCUUGAAAAUGCAAAGAAUGCACUGUUGGCAUCACUUUCUAAUCUCAACCGAGAAGAUACUUUCAACAUAAUAGCCUUCAAUGGAGGGGUUCACUUAUUCUCAUCAUCAAUGGAGUUGGCAACAAAUGAGGCAAUGCUAAAAGCUAAGAACUGGGUUGACGCCAAUCUUAUUGCGAAUGGUGGUACAAAUAUCUUGCUUCCCUUCAGAGAGGCUAUGAUAUUGUUGGCCAAGACGGUUGAUUCACUUCCCCUCAUCUUUCUCAUAACUGACGGGGCAGUUGAAAAUGAGAGGGAGAUUUGCACUUUUAUGGAAGGUUAUGCAAGUGCAGGUUCAGUUUGUCCUCGCAUAUCUACUCUUGGCAUAGGUUUAUAUUGUAACCAUUACUUCCUGCAAAUGCUAGCCCAAAUUGGGAAGGGCUGCUAUGAUGCUGCUUAUGAUUCAGAGUCAAUUGACUAUAAAAUGCAAAGGUUAUUCACAAGUGCAUCGUCAGUGAUUCUUGCCAAUAUAACCGUGGAUGCUUUAGACUCUCUUGAUUCACUUGAGCGGUAUCCAUCUCAUAUCCCAGACCUUUCAUCUGGAAGUCCAUUGAUCAUGUCAGGCAGAUAUGAGGGAAUCUUUCCCGAUUCCGUUAAAGUUCGUGGUACCUUGGCUGAUAUGAGCAAUUUUGUUAUAGACUUGAAAGUGCAAAGAUCUAAGGAUAUUCCACUUGAUCAGGUGCUUGCAAGAAGGCACAUUGACAUGCUUACAGCUCAUGCAUGGUUAUUGGGAAGUAAAGAGCUAGAAGAGAAGGUUUCUAAAUUGAGUAAACAAACCGGGGUUCCAUCUGAGUACACUUGCAUGAUACUAUUGCUGACUAAUGAGGGGAAGAAAGCAGCGGAAUCAGUUAUGAUCCAAGAGGUCUACAACAAAAUUACUCAGUGGAAGAAGCCAGAGUCGAAUAGCCAGAAGGUGAUAAUCCUCGGAAACCUGGGUUUUGGCUUUGGUAACUUGACUGCAACGGUCCAGAACAAAGCACCAGGAAGCGAAGAAGAAAAGCCGGCUGAUGCCACAGAAAUGUUGGUGAACGCGGCUUCCGACUGCUGCAGCCGAGUACUCGACCGCGUCUGUUGCAUGUGUUUCAUUAGGACUUGUUCGCACAUGAACAACCAGUGCGCAAUUGUUCUCACACAAGUCUGCACUGCCCUUGCCUGCUUUGAGUGCCUGAAUUGUUGCUAUGAACUAUUCGCAGGAUGAUGUAACGAUAUAGUAUAUCAAGGAAUUGAAGAGCAAAGCAGAAGAAUCUUAUGUUUGUAUAUAACAUCUGUUGUGUUUUUAAUAUACGAUGAAAUUUGUUCUUCUAA
Pyrus x bretschneideri (Chinese white pear) is the source of this 2526-nucleotide messenger RNA. RefSeq names its product inter alpha-trypsin inhibitor, heavy chain 4-like. The transcript is spliced from 12 exons. The record is from RefSeq and is a predicted model, not a curated record. Bases 182 to 2419 code for a protein of 745 amino acids. Lineage: Eukaryota; Viridiplantae; Streptophyta; Magnoliopsida; Rosales; Rosaceae.